Propithecus coquereli (Coquerel's sifaka) is the source of this 1693-nucleotide messenger RNA. It is a transcript of the gene ASIC3, whose product is annotated as acid sensing (proton gated) ion channel 3. The record is from RefSeq and is a predicted model, not a curated record. Bases 6 to 1598 code for a protein of 530 amino acids. The transcript has 11 exons. Lineage: Eukaryota; Metazoa; Chordata; Mammalia; Primates; Indriidae. Gene Ontology annotation, cellular component: membrane. Gene Ontology annotation, biological process: sodium ion transmembrane transport.
CGGCCAUGAAGCCCCCAGGGCCAGAGGAGGCCCGGCAGCGGGCCUCGGACAUCCGCGUAUUUGCCAGCAGCUGCACACUGCAUGGGCUGGGCCACGUCUUCGGGCCAGGCAGACUGACCGUGCGCCGGGGGCUGUGGGCCGUGGCCAUGCUCCUGUCGGUGGCCACCUUCCUCUACCAGGUGGCUGAGAGGGUGAGCUACUACCAGGAGUUCCACCACCAGACGGCCCUGGAAGAGCGAGAAAGCCACCAGCUCACCUUCCCAGCAGUCACCCUGUGCAACAUCAACCCGCUGCGCCGCUCGCGCCUCACGCCCAAUGACCUGCACUGGGCUGGACCCGCGCUGCUGGGCCUGGACCCCGCUGAGCACACGGCCUUCCUGCGUGCCCUGGGCCGGCCCCCCGCACCGCCCGGCUUCAUGCCCAGUCCCACCUUCGACGUGGCACAGCUCUACGCCCGGGCUGGGCACACCCUGGACGACAUGCUGCUGGACUGCCGCUACCAAGGCCAACAGUGUGGGCCCGAGAACUUCACUGCGAUCUUCACCCGGAUGGGGCAGUGCUACACCUUUAACUCUGGCGCCGAUGGGGCAGAGCUGCUCACCACCACCAAGGGUGGCACUGGCAAUGGGCUGGAGAUCAUGCUGGACGUGCAGCAGGAGGAGUAUCUGCCCAUGUGGAAGGACAUGGAGGAGACCCUGUUGGAGGUGGGGAUCCGCGUGCAGAUCCACAGCCAGGAGGAGCCGCCCCUCGUCGACCAGCUGGGCUUUGGGGUGGCCCCCGGCUACCAGACUUUCGUGGCCUGCCAGCAGCAGCAACUGAGCUUCCUGCCACCGCCCUGGGGUGACUGCAGUUCCGUUUCUCUGGAUCCUGACUUUGAGCCUGAGCCCUCUGACCCCCCGGAUCCCCGGAGCACCAGCAGCAGCCCUCCCUAUAGCCUAAUGGGGUGUCGCCUGGUCUGCGAGACCCGCUACGUGGCUCGGAAGUGCGGCUGUCGAAUGAUGCACAUGCCUGGCGGCGCGCCAGUGUGCAGCCCCCAGCAGCACAAGGACUGCGCCAGCGCGGCCCUGGACGCCAUGCAGCGUAAGGACGCGUGCGCCUGCCCCAACCCCUGCGCCAGCACGCGCUACGCCAAGGAGCUCUCCAUGGUGCGGAUCCCGAGCCGCGCCGCCGCCCGCUACCUGGCCCGGAAAUUCAACCGCAGCGAGGCUUACAUCGCGGAAAACAUGCUGGUCCUGGACAUCUUCUUUGAGGCCCUCAACUACGAGGCGGUGGAGCAGAAGAAGGCCUACGAAAUGUCAGCGUUGCUAGGCGACAUUGGGGGCCAGAUGGGGCUGUUCAUUGGGGCCAGCCUGCUCACCAUCCUUGAGAUCCUAGACUACCUCUGUGAGGUGUUCCAAGACCGGGUCCUGGGGUAUUUCUGGAAUCGAAGGCGCUCCCAAAGGCACUCCAGCACCAACCUGCUUCAGGAAAGGCUGGGCGGCCAUCGAAGCCAAGUUCCCCACCUCAGCCUGGGCCCCAGGCCUCCCACCCCUCCCUGUGCUGUCACCAAGACUCUCUCCGCCUCCCACCGCACUUGCUACCUUGUCACUCGGCUCUAGACCUGCUGUGUUUUUGGGGCCACACCUUGGCAUUCUGGACAUGCCCAGCCUGCAGAGCUUUGCCAUCUUCACCCCAAUAAAGUCCUAAUGCAUCA